CGUGAGGCGAGCCGGUUCUUCUUGGUCAUUUUCGGCUUCCUUCUGCUCGCCUUCGAUGGAUCUCAUUUAGAUGCUCAUCCACAACAGGGAACUUGUUCAGUCGAAUCCGAGACCUGAGGUCCGUCUUGACGCCCGUGCACGACUGAACCCCUGGUGAAGGGAGCCGGCGGGCGACGAAGGAGGAGGGUCCGGAGAGGCCGAGGAUGGCCGAGCAUCUCCACAGCAGCACGCUCUCGGCGUCCGGGGGCAACCAGCCCAUUCCUUUUCUCACCCUGGAGCAGAAGGCGGCCUUCGUCUUCGUGCUGCUCCUGUUCAUCUUCCUGGGCCUGCUGAUCGUGCGCUGUUUUCGGAUCCUGCUGGACCCCUACAGCAGCAUGCCCUCCUCCACGUGGACGGACUAUAUGGAGAAGGACACGUUCGACUACCGCAUUGCCUGA
Molecule: messenger RNA, 437 nt
Organism: Trichomycterus rosablanca
Lineage: Eukaryota; Metazoa; Chordata; Actinopteri; Siluriformes; Trichomycteridae
Product: cortexin-2
Exons: 2
Coding region: 204-437 (77 amino acids)
Source: RefSeq, a predicted model, not a curated record